Molecule: messenger RNA, 1436 nt
Organism: Prinia subflava (tawny-flanked prinia)
Lineage: Eukaryota; Metazoa; Chordata; Aves; Passeriformes; Cisticolidae
Product: fructose-1,6-bisphosphatase 1
Exons: 7
Coding region: 182-1201 (339 amino acids)
Biological process (GO): sucrose biosynthetic process; fructose 1,6-bisphosphate metabolic process; gluconeogenesis
Cellular component (GO): cytosol; cytoplasm
Molecular function (GO): fructose 1,6-bisphosphate 1-phosphatase activity
Source: RefSeq, a predicted model, not a curated record
GAGAGAGGGGCGGGGGAGAUAGAAAGAUCUUUUGGAGUGUCUGUGGGACGGAGGCGUAGGGUCCCUUUCCUCCCUGCCCGCCUUGCCACCGCCCUCCCGCGGGCGUGUCCCCGCCCCUGCCCGCCCCUCCCCGCCGAGGCAAGUGGCGGUGCCGGGGCCCGCGGCCGCAGUCGCCGCCACCAUGACGGACCGCUCCGCGUUCGACACCAAUGUCAUCACCAUGACCCGCUUCGUGAUGGAGGAGGGCAGGCGGGCCAAGGGCACCGGGGAGUUCACGCAGCUCCUCAACUCCCUCUGCACGGCCAUCAAAGCCAUCUCCACCGCCGUCCGCAAAGCGGGCAUUGCCAACCUGUAUGGAAUUGCUGGGUCUACCAAUGUGACUGGAGAUCAAGUAAAAAAGCUGGAUAUUCUUUCCAAUGACCUGGUGAUUAACAUGCUCAAGUCAUCCUUCAGUACAUGCGUUAUCGUGUCUGAAGAAAACAAAGAUGCUGUGAUAGUGGAAACUGAAAAACAGGGUAAAUACAUAGUCUGCAUAGAUCCUCUGGAUGGUUCAUCAAACAUUGACUGUCUUGUUUCCAUUGGGACCAUCUUUGCAAUUUAUAGAAAGGUGUCCCCUGAUGAGCCUUCUGGGAAAGAUGCUUUACAGCCUGGACGCAAUCUCGUGGCAGCUGGUUAUGCGCUCUACGGGAGUGCCACCAUGCUGGUACUGGCCACUUCUGCUGGAGGUGUCAACUGUUUCAUGCUGGAUCCGGCAAUUGGAGAAUUCAUUUUGGUGGAAAGAGAUGUGAAAAUCAAAAAGAAGGGAAAUAUCUACAGUCUCAACGAAGGCUAUGCUAAAUAUUUUGAUCCUGCCAUCACAGAGUAUCUCAAAAAGAAAAAAUACCCUGAGGAUGGCAGCUCACCGUAUGGUGGGAGGUACGUAGGAUCUAUGGUGGCAGAUGUGCAUCGCACACUGGUGUAUGGAGGAAUAUUUAUGUAUCCUGCUAACUCCAAAAGCCCCAAAGGAAAGCUGAGACUGCUCUACGAAUGCAAUCCUAUGGCUUUUGUUAUUGAGAAGGCUGGGGGAAUAGCAACAACUGGUCAUCAAUCAGUACUAGAUAUAGUGCCUGAGGAUAUCCACCAAAGAGUGCCUGUUGUCUUGGGGUCUCCUGAUGAUGUGAAGGAGUACCUUGAGAUAGUUAAGAAGCAUUCAGCUAAGUAGAGAAAGCUUGCUGGAUUCACUGUGCACAGGGGAUAAAAUGUCUCACAGCUGAACCAAAGAAUGCACUGCAAUACUGUGAGAUUGAGCUGUCUGACUUCUCUAGCCAAAGAGCAAAUGAGCCAUAUUUUCAUAAGAUUUUUUUUAAAGUGAAAUCUUGUGCAAGUGCAUUGUGCAAUGAAAGACAUUAAAAGAUUGCAUUAAAGGAAGCAUUAAAAAUUAAAGCAAUGGAAAAAUA